AUGGGUCGUGACUAUGAGCUAAGUCAGGACUUUCGAGGUGAGGUCAUCGUCCAGGAGGUGGCGAUACCAAAAGUCGGGGUCCUGCACGCCGGAAACAGCAUGAGCCCGGUGGAGUGGCUCCUCGCUAGGUCUGGGGACGCGAUUUACCUGUGCUUCCGUGGUACGGAAGAUGUCCAGGAUGCUGCGAUUGAUCUCAGUGUCCUGCCAGACUACACCCGGUUCAAGCACGGCAUCGGCGUGCAUGGUGGGAUAGCCCAAGCCCUCGAGCAGAAGGGGAAAAACACUCGUCAUGUCUUGAACGAUGUGCUCGAGGCUUUGCGGCGGCACCGUAAGGCUGGAGAGCGCCUGGUCCUUUGUGGCCACUCGCUCGGGGGAGGCUAUGCCCAAGUAAUGGCCGUCCACUUGCUGAGUCGGAGGGUGGAUGUCACGGCUGUUCGAACCUUCGGUGCUCCUCAUGUCUUCGUACCACUGGAGCAGGAGGAGGAAGGGGAGGAGAGAGAAACUUCUCCAUUGUGGAAGCAGUUGUGUUCGAUUAGCCAGCAUUGGGUGCAGGAGUGGGACCCCAUUCCGCGGAUUCCCCUUUGCAAAGCCUGGCUGACAGAGGUGCUGCCAAAGCUGAAACUCGAACUCGAAGGGAUCCGGGUUGGCAUGGCCAAGACACUUCUUCGGGCAAUUCAGCAGAACUACAACGGAGCCAAGGCGCCCUUGUUGGAGGGCUUCGACGUCGCCGGCGAGGUCGUGCUGGUGAGCAAGGCACGCAUCUCAGCCCACAUUGCACGGGAAGGAGCAUGGCCUCAGAAGGAGCUUCUCAGUGAGAAGCCCCCCGAGGCAUCGAUGACUUUGAACAAGCUGAAUGCCGACCACGAUAUGAAAGAAUAUCUGCAGAUCGCUCGUCUGUUGACUGGCCCAGAAGCGGCCUGA
Messenger RNA from Symbiodinium sp. CCMP2456, 921 nucleotides. The record is from the annotation of a GenBank genome assembly. Lineage: Eukaryota; Dinophyceae; Suessiales; Symbiodiniaceae.